Messenger RNA from Polyodon spathula (Mississippi paddlefish), 1788 nucleotides. Its product is annotated as cytochrome P450 2J2-like. The record is from RefSeq and is a predicted model, not a curated record. Gene Ontology annotation, molecular function: iron ion binding; heme binding; oxidoreductase activity, acting on paired donors, with incorporation or reduction of molecular oxygen, reduced flavin or flavoprotein as one donor, and incorporation of one atom of oxygen. NCBI's taxonomy places the organism in Eukaryota, Metazoa, Chordata, Actinopteri, Acipenseriformes, Polyodontidae. The transcript is spliced from 8 exons. The coding region runs from base 202 to 1641 and encodes 479 amino acids. Gene Ontology annotation, cellular component: cytoplasm; intracellular membrane-bounded organelle. Gene Ontology annotation, biological process: xenobiotic metabolic process.
UAUCACGUAACAUCCCCUCGCAGAGCUGUGGAAAUCUGUGCUACAAGAACGCACCCACAACGCAACCCCCAGCAAGCAGACACCUUGCAGAAAUACCCUAUCUUGACUACUUCAGAAUUUAUUAGUAGAUUGAUUUACUGCAGGUAUAAGUAACACCAAGAAGUGUGUCUGAAGUGCGGGUGAAAGGCUCCUUGCUUCGCCAUGUCGCUGUUCCGUCUUUGGGAAUCGCUGGAUUUUCGUUUCGUUUUGAUAUUCGUGUUUGUGUUAUUGUUAAUGAGCGAUACUGUUAAGAACUGGAUCCCUCGGAACUUUCCCCCGGGCCCCUGGCCUUUACCCUUUCUAGGAAACAUUUUCAACGUCGACUCGAAGCAGCCUCAUAUUUAUUUGACCAAGCUUGCAGAACAUUACGGAGAUGUAUACAGCCUGCGGUUGGGACAGUCUGAAACCGUGGUCGUGAACAGCUACAAGAUGGUCAAGGAAGCUUUGGUCAACCAGGCGCACACAUUUUCAGCUCGACCUUUUUGUCCUAUAGUUGGCAGGGUCACGGAUGGCCUAGGCUUGGUAAUGACCAACGGACACAUGUGGAAAAGGCAGAGAAGAUUUGCUCUGACUACUCUGAGGAACUUUGGAGUUGGCAAGAAGACCUUGGAAUCCACGAUCCUUGAGGAGAUCAGAUUUCAGGAGGCCAUUGAGAAGGAGCAGGGUAAAGUGUUGGGGGAAGGCGGGCAGGUACCUCCAACACUGGUUGUUUUCAGAGACCAGUUUUCCCUGAAUUGGAGGCCCUUUGAUCCCCACUUUAUUUUUAACAAUGCCGUCUCCAACGUUAUCUGCUCUCUGGUUUUUGGUCACCGGUUUGAGUACGGUGACGGACACUUUCAGAAGAUACUGCACAUGAUAUUCGAAUCAGUGUAUCUGGAGGGGAGCAUAUGGGCCACGGUACUGCAUACAUACUCCAUACAAUGUUAUUUAGGUUUGUUAUACAUCGCUGCCUCUCCACACUUAAGAGAUCUACUCUUCAAAAGCAAAGAACCGAUUGCAAGUGUGCAAUACAAACAGCAGAGAGAAGAGAUCAAACAGCACAGGCGGGACUGGGACCCCUCAGCCCCCAGAGAUUACAUCGACUGCUACCUCGGAGAAAUCGAGAAGGCUGAAAUAGACAGAGUGAUCGGACAAGCACGGCAGCCUUCGAUGGAAGGCAAGCGCAACAUGCCGUACACCGACGCAGUGAUUCAUGAAGUUCAGAGAAUGGGCAAUGUUGCACCUUUGCGUUUGCCUCAUAUGACCACUGAAGAUACCAUGUUAGGAGGAUAUUUUAUUCCGAAAGGGCACAAUGUGAUCCCAAAUCUAACCUCGGUGCUGUUCGACAAGAAUGAGUGGCAGACCCCAGACACAUUUAAUCCAGGGCACUUCCUGGAUGCAGAGGGGCAGUUUGUGAGGAGGGAUGCGUUCCUGCCAUUCUCUGUUGGUAAGAGGGCCUGUCUUGGAGAGCAGCUGGCCCGAAUGGAGUUGCUCCUCUUCCUCACUUCCUUUCUGCAGAAGUUCACCUUCUCUUCUCCUGAAGGAGUGGAGCCAAGUUUCAAGUUUCAAGUUGGAAACACGCUUUCUCCGCAGGAUUUCAAGAUCUGUGCCAUCCGUCGCUAAAAAAAAACAGUGACUGUCUUCAAGAAUCAUUAGAAUCAAUUUUUAAUGGAGUAUUACCAGAAGUUAAGCAUGUUCCCUGUUUUAUCCUGAUUAUUGGCAUAUCAAAAUCAACUUAUUAAUACCUGACAGUAUUUAAAUUAAUAUAGA